Pollicipes pollicipes is the source of this 1808-nucleotide messenger RNA. Its product is annotated as zinc finger A20 and AN1 domain-containing stress-associated protein 6. The transcript has 5 exons. NCBI's taxonomy places the organism in Eukaryota, Metazoa, Arthropoda, Thecostraca, Pollicipedomorpha, Pollicipedidae. The coding region runs from base 242 to 820 and encodes 192 amino acids. Gene Ontology annotation, molecular function: DNA binding; zinc ion binding. The record is from RefSeq and is a predicted model, not a curated record.
GCGCCGUGAGGGAGCGGUGUGUGGCAGCGGGGAGAUUAUAUAUUCGUCUUUGCUUUGUUUCUUGUGGCAAUUGUGAUCUUCUAGCUAAUUGAUACGCUCCUAGGAUUCAGACAACACAUCAAGCUGGUGUUUAAACGCAGCUAUAGUGACAGGCUGUUCGAUUGACGGGAGUGGAAGCUGCGCUGCAGUCGGCUUGGCCGGUUAUCGUUUUCGCCGUAGGUUUGCAAGGGGAUCAGUCGCCAUGGACCAGGAGCAGAAUCAGAGGCAGUCGGCGCCACAGCUCUGCCGCAACGGCUGUGGCUUUUACGGCAGCCCCAGCUUCGACGGCCUGUGCUCUAAGUGUCACAAGGACUCUGGCAAGAAGGACGACUCGCCACAGGACGCGGGCACCGCGGCCGACAGCCUGAGCCAGGUGCUGCUCAGCGAGACGACGUCAGCCCUGCUGGCUGUCACCGGCCAGCCGACCGUGUCGGUGCUGCCGGCCGCCGCCGACAAGAAGGCUGAGUCCGCGGAGGCCAGCCCCCAGAAAUCACCGACGGCCUCGGCCGCUUCCACCUCCACCGACGUCUCCGCCGGCUCCUGCACCGACACCGCCCCGUCGCCGGCCGAUGGCGUCAGCAAGAAGAAAAAGAACCGCUGCGAAGUGUGCCGCAAGAAGGUCGGCUUGACAGGGUUUACGUGCCGGUGUGAUGGCCUCUUCUGUUCGCUACACCGGUACAGCGACAAGCACGACUGCACGUUCGACUACCGCCAGCUUGGCCAGCAGGAGAUCCGCAAAAAUAAUCCCGUCAUCGUCGGCGAGAAAGUCAACAAGAUUUGAGCGCCGGCGCCCGUGUCGCCGCGGGCGGGCCUGCCGUGCGGCAGGACCUGGCGCGGGAAGGUCGUGCCCGCGCCUCGCGUCCGCCCCGCCCCGGCCCAGGCCGCGGACGCUGGCGGUGCGACGGCGCCGGCCGCCGCCGGCCGCCGCUCGCCCGUGAUCGGCCGUUCGGGAGCGCUGACGCGGCGGUCCGUCGGCCGGCGCCGCUUGGCUUUGUGCACAGCAUGGUGGGGUGGCUCUUGCCGCCGCUGGCGACGGUGCCGGGCGGUGGGACAGGGAAGGGAGGAGCUACCGACGGGGCCGGCACUCACGCGGGGUAGAGAAUGUUUUGUGUAGCUCAACUCCCAUGUGUGUAAUCCAUUGGAAUGUGAACUCAUCUGGAUCCCGCCGCGCUGCCUUCACGCGCUUUCAUCGGCCUAGAGUGUAGGUGAUCUGGUUGGACCCUCCCUCGCCUCGCGUGCUAUUCAUGAUCAUUUGUGGAGUGUUGAAAUCCUUUGUAAUGCCCUGAUUCUGCGUGCGCACUUCGUGUAUGGAGGUUUCAGUGUUCAUGCGGACGCCACGUUGUGUUGAAUAAAUUGCAUGCGUUACUAUUGAUAUAUACAUAUAUCUCACAUGACGUUGGUUUCUAUAUUAUCGAGUAUCGAUGUGGUGUAGUCUAUGUGGGUAGUAGCGUUCCGAUUGAGGUCUGCAUUUGCGGAGCAACGCCGCACGUGUGCGGUCCUGGUAGUUGCAGUGGCGAGCGUUUUGCGGUGUUGCGGGGUCCAGCGUCUCUCGAAAUGUAUUGCCUGAGAUGUUCCUAGCCGUCACCUGGCUGGCAUGCGUCUUUUUUCUCGCGCUGUUUGUCUGUUCAGGCACAUCCGCUUGCCUAGUAAGUGCACCGGGGCAACAUGGACGCGGUAGCGUGCAACACGAUUUGCGAGGCUUACUCGACGUCGGCCGUUUCAAUCACACUUGUAAUGGUAUGUCAGACAAAUAAACAUCUAAAGCGGUC